AUGUUUUUACUUAUUAGAAUCCUUGUUUGGGUUUUAAUAUUUGAAAAUUUAACACCUAUAAAUGUUUUUAGAAGUGCCAUAUUAAAUUCCACAAAUAACUUUGCUUAUUGCUUUAAACACAAAAACACAAACACUGUGGUCAUAGGCAAUGGGAUAAACACACUUAAAUAUCCUAAUUCACACAGAAAUUAUAGCUUUCCGAAAUCAUUUGAAGGGGCCGGUAUCACUUCUUUGAACGUCGAUAGACCGUAUUUGUCCAAUUUAAACAAACAAAUUAGGCUUUUGAACAGAUCUAUAGCACAAAAGAACUUAAGUGAUUGCUAUAGGGAUCUCAAAUAUGUGUAUGAGUUGUUUUCAAAUGCCAUUUCAGCCCUUUAUUCUGAGCCUGUUGAACUAGAUUUGGAGACCAAAUUCAAUGAAAUUAAGCAUAACCUGACAAACAAGUAUAAGUUGACAAUUAAAUCGAAUGAUUUUAAUCCGAUUUUACUUAUUAAAUAUUAUCCAAACCAUAAUGAUAAGCCGGAUCUAUCAUUUGAGUAUUUGACCCAGGAACCUCGGAAUGGCACCGUAACUCACAAGAUUUUUAGAAGAGACGUGCUAGAACAGGUGCCAAUCGUUCCCAGAAAACAGCUUGGAAUAGCUUUCAAAGAGUUUUCAAGAACCUUGGGGAACUUUUUGAGCAAAUUUUAUUUGGAGGAAUUACCGUUUGAUGAGUUGUUUAGGGACGCCAUACUACUGGGUUUAAGAGGGACUGUAGAGUUGUUUGAAGGCUUAUCACUAUUGGAGCUGACUGCCAGUGAUAAAAGAGGAUACAAAGGAGUAGGAAGAGGCCUGAGAGCUAUGCUUAAUUCUAAUUAUGAUGACUUGGCGAUCAUUGAAUACUUUGCUAAUUUUGACUCCGUGAGAAACAGGUUUUACGCCAAGUUGAUUGGCCACUACUUUAAAUUGAAGGAUCCGGAUUCAAUUUUGAUAAUUUUAAAACACAUGAUUAAGUCUAAUGACAGGAAGGUGACCUCGGUGCACUUGACACAGUACCUGGUGUCGUUAGCUCACGAGUUUCAGAAACAGCUUGAUUCACUAGCUGGCGACAGUGAACAAGUUAGAAACGAAAAAAGGCGGUUGUAUCUGGAAUUAAAAGGGAAGAUUAAAAACAUCAUGGAUAUGUAUAGACACAAUCACCUGCACACAUUUAACAUUACCCAUGAACUUGCGCAAAUUAUUGAAAAUCAUUUUAGCGACAUCGCACCAGGCCUGUUUAAAUCGGCAUUCGUAACAUCUGAUACUGUCAAUUCGGGCAUAUGUGAGUCCUGCAAAAGAAGAAUAUCAUUUCGAGACAUAUCUGAGGCAGAUAGGUUUGAGCUCUUCGCGAAACUGAUUAAAACAAUAUACAACAGCUCCCCAAAUGAGCUAAUAGGACUUUAUGAGUUUUAUAAAUUUUUGUUAAAAGCCAAAGAUUCUGGUAACCCAUACACGUGCGUUAUAGACGGACAGAAUGUUGGAUACAGCCGCAACAUACUGCGAGUCCUGAGUUGGUCAAAGAUUUAUUAUUCCUAUUCAUUCAUGAGGUCUCUGGGAGAGAACGCACUUAUCGUGAUCCCUGAGGGCUCCGUUAAGUAUAUAUCGGCCUAUUUACAAAGGAAGGACCCACUUCAGUUGAAAUUGUUGAACCAGCUGAAAGAAAGUAAGGGCAUAUAUAUGACUAAAAGAGACUCCUAUGACGAUAACUUCUUCCUGCUGGCAGGCAUAUCGUCCUUUUCUAAGAAGGAAAUAGAGUUUUUCAACGAGUAUAUGGGUAAAAUGAGCAGCUCAGGAUUAUAUAAGGGCGAUUUAGAAACAAGAGGUUCAAUCGUUCAAAAUGGAUCGGGCUCAGAUGACGCUAAAAAGGCAAUUAACGAUAGGAACGUGAUUAUAUUGACGAACGAUAAGCUGUCAAACUUGAACAUAGACGACGUUAACCAGGAGGCGCUGGAAAGGUGGAAGGACUACUCUCUGAUCAACUUCAAGGUGAUGAACAUUUCGAAUCGGGAAAUGCUUAUUAUGGGCCAGAGGCUGAAGUACACGUUCUCCAUAGUUUCGGACGGAGAUACAGUGCACAUUCCCACGGGAUACGACCGAGUGUUCACUAACAUUUCAGAAAGCGUGAAAUGUGAGCUUGAAAUGAGGAACGCCAUGAACUCGACCCAGUUUAGUGUAAAUUUAUGUGAGGAAAGGGAAACUCCCAUUAAAAAGUGGAUUGAAAGCAAUUAUGAGUAUUUGUACAAUAUAAAUGACCACUCCGCCUUUGCGGAUGGAAACGAAGGUGGAAUCACUGGGAACGGUGGUUCCAAUAGACUAGUGAGCGUCACCGCUAAUAAUGGCAGUGGUGGCACCGACUACAAUUUAGAGGGCCUGAACGCAGUUGACACUAAAAAUUUCACACGUUUUGUUGACACACUUCAUCACAAAUCGCCUGAAAUCGCAAAGUUGAUGUUUUCACCUGACGAAAAGUCCAUGUGGUUGUGCGUAGACUUGAGCGCAGUUGACAGGACUGUUUCGGACAUCUAA
Theileria orientalis strain Shintoku is the source of this 2544-nucleotide messenger RNA. RefSeq lists its product as hypothetical. NCBI's taxonomy places the organism in Eukaryota, Apicomplexa, Aconoidasida, Piroplasmida, Theileriidae. Gene Ontology annotation, cellular component: mitochondrial ribonuclease P complex. Gene Ontology annotation, biological process: mitochondrial tRNA 5'-end processing; tRNA 5'-leader removal. The transcript is spliced from 3 exons. Gene Ontology annotation, molecular function: ribonuclease P activity. The coding region runs from base 1 to 2544 and encodes 847 amino acids. The record is from RefSeq and is a predicted model, not a curated record.